GGUACUCUCAAUGGCUCAGGAUGCUUCGAAUGUGGGCGUCCCAAAUACUCACCUACCCUUCUUUUCACAAUCACAGUCAUACCCAUAUCAAAAACAUCCUUUCUUUAUCUGCACCUUCGAAUUCCGACUGUCGAAUUAUUUAUGUCGAACGUUCAGAGUUAACCUUUGGCAUGCCUGCCUCCCAGCACCAGCAAAAUCAAACCAUAUCUCCUCGUUUUCCUACUACAUCUUAGACCGACGCUCCCGCUUGCACCAUAUUUGGUUAUUAUAACUUGAGGCAAGAUCGUUUGCGGCUUGGCAGGUCUGCGACAUAUUGGGUUGGGUUCGAGUAUGACGUCCUUCGAGUUCACUACUGCUGAGAGAUUCACUUACGUCGGAAGGGUAGCCGAAAAAAUAUAAAAGGGACUACGAAAUUGCUUACACUCUCCAGACAAACUAUCUCCGUCUACCUACUUCAGCUCGUUCAUCACGAUGCGUUUCUCUCUUGCUACUCUCAUCCCUCUCGCCGCUCUCGCGGUCCCUGCCCUCUCGACCUCCGUUCAAGCUAGGGACGGAUCGGACCGCGAUGUCGAUCACAAGGGCAAGGACAACCACCGUAACGACGGCGGCAGCAAGGACUACAACUACGGCAACAAGGACCACGGGCGCAAGGACUGCACCUGGGAGCCUGUGUUUGAACACAAGAAGGACUUCAGAGGGUGGAACAAGAGCAAGUACACUCCCUACGACCACAAGGAUGUCAAGAAGGACACCUAUGAGAUCGAGUGCAAGGACUUUUGCGAGAAGGACGACAAAUGUAACUCUUGCCAAGUUUACUCGAAGGAAGAAUCGGAGGAAAAAUUCAUCUGCGAGCUGUUUGAGGAGAUUAUCGAUAUCCUGACCUGGGAGGAUGACUGUGAUGAUGACAAGGACCGCAAGGAUGGAAAGGACCGCAAAGAUGAAAAGGACCGCAAGGACAGAAAGAUGGAUGACAAGAAGGAUGACAAGGAUGGAAAGAAGGAUCGCAAGGACAACAAAAACCGCAAGGACGACAAAGACCUGCAAGGAUCGCCACAAGUACUACGAUACUUCUUGCUGGAACGCCCACUACAACUACUAAGUCUGACGUGGUUUCUUUCUUCCAACAGGCUGGGUGACAAGGGACAUUUGUAACACUCUGU
Molecule: messenger RNA, 1160 nt
Organism: Desarmillaria tabescens
Lineage: Eukaryota; Fungi; Basidiomycota; Agaricomycetes; Agaricales; Physalacriaceae
Exons: 3
Coding region: 472-1152 (226 amino acids)
Source: RefSeq, a predicted model, not a curated record